UAAGAACUAUGCAUGAGGCGUUAUUAGCACGCCACGCCAUAUAUAUUUUUUUAGGCGGACACAUUUACUGUCCAUCCAUCAAAGCUAUUUAAAGUAAAGGAAGGUAAAUCUUCACUCCUCAGCCUACAAUCCUCAGUCACAUUUGAACCAAUAGCAGGACGAAUGGGCCUGCUGCAGCCAAUGACAAAUAGUCUGAGUGCGCACUGCUUUGGACGACGACGACGACGACCAUGGACUGGAGUAGUGUCUUUUUCGGUGUUACAAACUUUUAGUAUUUAGUUUCUGCACGGACAAAAAGGAGUGAGUCGGGGGGAACUGCUCUGAGCAGUAAUGGGGGAGAUAGAGGGUUCAUACCGGGUUCUGCAGACCCCUGGCACAAGGCUGGGAGCCCAGUUCAAUGCUGGUAUCAGCACUUUGGAGCCGGGCCAGAGCCUCAGUGGCAACAUGGUCAGCGGGAGCAAAAGCCAUGGGCGAGGACUACAAAUCCGUGUGCAGGGGUUGGACGACUCACAGGAGUUCUUUGAUAUGGACCCAAAAGCUUUUGGACAGGCCCUCCUCUCUGAGGUUUUCCACAGAGGCAACCUCAUAGAGAGUGAUUACUUUGGCCUCGAGUUUCAGAACAUGCAGAUGAACUGGGUUUGGCUGGAACCCACAAAACCCAUUGUUAAACAAGUCAGAAGACCAGCAAAUACCCUAUUUAGGCUGUCAGUGAAAUUCUUCCCUCCAGACCCCGGUCAGCUGCAGGAGGAGUACACGAGGUACUUAUUUUCCCUGCAGAUGAAGAGAGAUCUGAUGGAGGGCAGGUUGAUCUGCACAGAAAAUACGGGAGCCCUGCUGGCCUCUCACCUUGUCCAGUCGGAAAUUGGUGACUAUGACGACGUAGCAGACAGGGACUUCCUGAGGAUGAACAAGCUGUUGCCUUACCAAGAGAAGGUGCAAGAGAGGAUCAUGGAGCUCCACCGCAGGCACCUGGGCCAGACUCCAGCUGAAUCAGAUUUCCAAAUCCUGGAGAUUGCCCGUAAACUGGAGAUGUAUGGAGUCCGCUUCCACCCAGCAGCUGACCGGGAAGGCACCAAAAUCAAUCUGGCUGUUGCUCAUAUGGGCCUUCAAGUUUUCCAGGGCAACACAAAAAUAAAUACCUUCAACUGGUCCAAGAUUCGCAAACUGAGCUUCAAAAGAAAACGGUUCCUGAUCAAGCUCCACCCAGAGGUUCAUGGGCCCCAUCAGGACACUCUGGAGUUUAUGAUGGCCAGUCGAGACCAAUGUAAAAUCUUUUGGAAGAUCUGUGUGGAAUAUCACUCAUUUUUCCGUUUGUUUGACCAACCCCAACCCAAAUCCAAAGCUAUCCUCUUCACUAGAGGCUCUUCCUUCAGAUACAGUGGAAGGACCCAGAAGCAACUUGUGGAAUAUGUCAGGGAAAACGGAGCAAAGAGAACGCCAUACCAGAGGAGGAACAGCAAAAUACGAAUGUCUGCUCGCUCCCUAGCAACAGAUGUGCCAAAACAGUGCUUGUCAUUCAAUGACAGUCUCAGGGCCCCAGGCUCCCCUUCCUCUGCUGCAGUGUCCUUCCACCCAGCACACAUCUCUAGUGUCCUCCCGCGAACAGAACUCCAUCAUCAGCCCCAGCCUUUGUCCACACUGAGCCAUUCUCCAGCGCCUCCCCAGCAGCAUCAGCACCAGCAGCAGCCUCAGUCCCCUCUGCAAGCUACCAGACCCCCCAGCCCUCCGAAGGAAGAACCUGUCAAGGCUGCUUCCACAUCCCACUACGCUUUUCAAGAUUCAGUUGUGGACAGCCCUCAGCUCUCACCCUUCAACUCCAAGGGUCCCCUCUGCCUGUCGCCCUCCUUCCAGAUGUCGACCCUCAGCCUGCCGGGCCAGGCCCCGUCACCCCUGCAAAGCCCCAUCCUGAGCGAGGUGGGCAGCAAUGCCAGGCUAGAGGAGGAGGAGGAGGGCAGGAGGAAGCGAUAUCCUACCGACAAGGCCUACUUCAUUGCCAAAGAGAUUCUGACCACAGAGCGAACAUACCUAAAAGACCUUGAGGUCAUAACUGUGUGGUUCCGCAGUGCUGUGAUCAAAGAAAACGCCAUGCCUGAAGGCCUGAUGACCCUCCUCUUCUCCAACAUCGACCCCAUCUACGAGUUCCACCGAGGCUUCCUCAAGGAGUUGGACCAGAGGCUGGCUCUCUGGGAGGGACGCUCUAAUGCUCACGUCAAAGGUGACUACCAGAGGAUUGGUGAUGUGAUGCUGAGGAACAUGGGUGCUCUUAAGGAAUUCACCAGCUAUCUACAGAAGCAUGAUGAGGUUUUGACAGAGUUGGAGAAAGCCAGCAAGAGACUGAAGAAGCUGGAGACAGUCUACAAAGAGUUUGAGCUGCAGAAGGUCUGCUACCUGCCCCUCAAUACAUUCCUGCUCAAGCCCAUCCAGCGCCUCAUGCAUUACAAACUCAUCCUGGAGAGACUAUGCAAGCAUUAUUCCCCUGCACACCGUGAUCAUGACGACUGCAAGGAGGCUCUGAAGGAAGUGGCAGAGAUAGCCACUCAGCUGCAGAGUAGUCUGAUCCGGCUGGAGAAUUUCCAGAAGCUAACAGAGCUGCAGAGAGACUUGAUUGGUAUAGAGAACUUGACAGCACCAGGCAGGGAGUUCAUACGAGAGGGAUGUCUGUACAAGCUCACCAAGAAAGGGCUGCAGCAAAGGAUGUUUUUCCUGUUCUCAGACAUGCUCCUCUACACAAGUAAAGGUGUUACAGCAACCAAUCAGUUCAAAGUGCAUGGCCAGCUGCCCCUUCAUGGCAUGAUAGUUGAGGAAAGUGAAAAUGAGUGGUCAGUCCCCCACUGCUUCACCAUCUACUCUGCUCAGAGAACUAUUGUAGUGGCUGCCAGCUCCAAAGUGGAGAUGGGGAAGUGGAUUGAGGAUCUGAACCUGGCUAUUGAUAUGGCCAAGAAGUCUCAAGAAAAAUCUAGCAUCUUCCUUGAUGCUGGACUCACUGAUCGCUCCAACCGAUCGUCUGACGAGGUUUCUCUGGAGCAGGAGUCGGAGGAUGACAUGAACUCCUCCCGGACUUCACUGGACAAGCAGACGCACCACCGUGCCAACACAACCAUGCAUGUGUGCUGGCACCGCAACACCAGUGUGUCUAUGUCCGAUCACAGCCUGGCUGUGGAGAACCAGCUCUCAGGGUACCUGCUGAGGAAGUUCAAGAACAGUAAUGGGUGGCAGAAACUCUGGGUUGUUUUCACCAAUUUCUGCCUGUUCUUCUACAAGACUCACCAGGACGACUUCCCGCUGGCUAGUCUCCCCCUGCUUGGCUACACAGUCAGCACCCCUGAGGAGUCUGACAGCAUCCACAAGGAGUACGUCUUCAAACUGCAGUUCAAGUCCCAUGUUUACUUUUUCCGGGCAGAGAGCGAGUACACCUUCGAAAGAUGGAUGGAGGUGAUCAAGAGUGCAGCCAGCACUACGGGCCGGAUGAGCAUGCUCAUACCUAAAGGAGGUCCUGUGGAGAUCAACGGAAAAUGAAUCCAACAUCAUGUGUCUGGAGGCUGGGCCUCUAAGGACACCAGAUAAACUCAGUUCAGUCUCGUCAGACUCUGUGUCAGUUUAUAGAGACACAAACAUUUGGACAUUAACAACUGGAGACUGAAAGAUACUGGCCAGUUUUAAAGUGUUAACAUUUCUCAGCUCACUUCUCUAAUGGUCUGUGCAUUUUUCUUGAUUAAUGAUGUAAAUGAUAACAUUUGCUCCAGUAUACGGGAUAUAAUGAAAGGGAGACAUGUACAUUAUGAUCACUUUUGUUUUUGCAUGUGUAGGGCUCAGUUCAUAUAGACUGAUACAACAGGAAAUACUGUUUCGUGGGACCAAAUCCAACACAAAGGGCUUAAAUUCAGCCUUUUUGAAGGACUUCUCUUGAGCGCAUGACGACUGAAGCUUUGUUGGGUACGGCACAGUGCUAUGGGAAACAGAAGAGAUACAGUAUGUGGAAAACGAGGGAACAGGACAGUAUGUGCUCCCUUCGUUGUAAUUUGAAAGAGGUGUGUGUGAGAGAGAGAGAGAGAGAGAGAGAGAGAGAGAGAGAGAGAUGCAGAAAGUUAAUGAAAUGUUGCAACAAGUUUGAAACUGGAAACUGUUUAAUCUUGGGGGAUACAUGGGAAGUUCUGAGGAAUUCAUGCUGCUGUUAAGACAAAGAUGCGUGAUUUAGCUUCAGACAUUUGACAAAGUAAAGAUUUCAUAGGGUUUUAAGCAUCAGUCUGUAUGAACUACAGUGUAAGCAGUAUUUCUAAAACUGAGGCCAGUCCAGUUUGGAGGCUUUAUAUUCCUGUUAAUAGGAGGAUACAGCUGUUGAUUGGAGUGCUCAAAUGGGAGCUGCUCUGCUUAAUACUCUUGAUUAGUUAGGCAGCAUUAUUGCCAGUGUGGUGCUACUUUAAUAUCAAAUGUAAUCUUUUGUCUUGUUAUUAUUUCUGCAUAGGGAUAACAGCUUGAGGAAAUACUGUGCAGUGGUUGCUCUUGUGUUUACUCUGUGUAAAAGUUGCAGAUUUUCAUUUUUAAAACAAACCAGAAGAACAUAUUUUGAGGUAAUUGUACUGGGUGAUUAUGUCUUUCUGUGUCAGGCUGUUUAGACAAGUGGGAGCUGACUCAUGGGAGACACCAAUGACACUUCCUGUCAGUUAUUUAGUGUGCUACAUGCAACCGUGGUAUUAUUUGAUAUAUAUUUUUUAUGAAGACUGGAACCUUUACUCUGUGUGUACGCAUGUGUACAGUGUGUGUGUGUGUGUGUGUGUGUGUGUGUGUGUGUGUGUGUGCGCGCGUGUGUGCGCAGAGAAGCCAACUGUGUUGUCCUACCCACACCUCCCCUCCCUCUGGAGCUGUGACAGACGGUGAUGAUAGAGGUCAUUGCUCAACCAUUUGACAUUCUCUGUGUUUAAGAGACUGACUCUGUUGCACAGUUAACAUUGAGUAUGUUACUCCUAUUUAUUGUUUAGUAUGUAAUCAGGGCCAUGCUCCUGAAUGCCCUCAUGUAGUCUCCAUGUUAUUCCAUUGAAAAUCUAACAAAUAAAAGAUCAUUUCAAUCAGG
Messenger RNA from Lates calcarifer (barramundi perch), 5068 nucleotides. RefSeq names its product FERM, RhoGEF and pleckstrin domain protein 2 (gene farp2). The coding region runs from base 331 to 3516 and encodes 1061 amino acids. NCBI's taxonomy places the organism in Eukaryota, Metazoa, Chordata, Actinopteri, Centropomidae. Gene Ontology annotation, cellular component: cytoskeleton. The record is from RefSeq and is a predicted model, not a curated record. The transcript has 27 exons. Gene Ontology annotation, molecular function: guanyl-nucleotide exchange factor activity; cytoskeletal protein binding.